AUGCCCAAGGAGGAUGUUCACACGCGUGAAGCCUUUCAAGUAGCCCUCUUCAGCCAAAAGACGUGUCGUGGGCGGACAGAGACGGAGAAAACCCGCGCGGGGCGGGCGCGGGGCGGUCCGGGGAGCCCAGUCCGGCCCCGCCCCGAGGAGGCGGCGGCCCGGCCGCGCGGAGCCCGGCGCGUAGACGGACGGACACGCGGGCGCAGCCGGGAGCACGCAGCGCUGCGGGAGCCCGGGCGGGUGAGCGCAGCCGGGGCGGGGCCGGGGGCGCGGGCGGGGGCGCGCGGAGGGAGGACCCGACCCCGAGCUGCCCCGCCGGCCGAUCUUGGCGUGGGGGACCCGCUCCUGCCAGCCCUGCGAGGCCGACACGCCCGGGGUCUGUCCUACCGCUUUUACCGGUUCUUCUCAUCCAACCCCUAUUUGGGUCCCCAUCGGCCUAGGCCUGAUGUGGUUCUAGAACCUGGAUCAAGACCCAGUGCUUCUUCGGGACCUGGGCCAGGGCCUGGGGGAGUGUCGGGGCCUGGGUCAGGGCCUGGUGCUGCUCUGGGACCUGGACAAGGGCCUGGUGCGGUGUCGGGGCCUGGGCCAGGGCCUGGGGGAGUGUCGGGGCCUGGGCUGGGGCCUGUUGCUGCUCUGGGACCUAGACAAGGGCCUGGUACAGUGUUGGGGCCUGGUGCUGCUCUGGGACCUGGACAAGGGCCUGGUGCAGUGUUGGGGUCUGGUGCUGCUACAGGACCUGGACCAGCUCUGGGGCCUGGACUAGGAACUGGGUCUGUACCUGGUUCAGGAGCUUUACCAUUAUCUGGGCCAGCAGUCAGGCCUGGGCCCAGACGGGGAUCAGAGACUGGGUACAAACCUACUGAGCCAAUGACAGCCCCAUCACCGCCACUGCAGCAGAAGACUCAGGCCACACCUGUGCAGGCCUCUAGGCAGAAGGUCCUGGUGACUGGAGGAGGAGGCUACCUGGGCUUUAGCCUGGGUUCUAGCCUGGCCAAGAGUGGCACUUCUGUCAUCCUGCUCGACCUCCGCAGACCCCAGUGGGAGCUGUGCUCAGGGACCGAGUUCAUUCAGGCUGAUGUCCGUGAUGCAGAAGCCCUGUACCGCGCCUUCGAAGGGGUGGACUGUGUCUUCCACGUGGCCUCCUACGGAAUGUCUGGUGCUGAGAAGCUGCAAAAAAAGCAGAUUGAGUCUAUAAAUGUUGGAGGCACCAAACUAGUGAUUGAUGUUUGUGUCCGCCGGCGGGUUCCAAGGCUCAUCUACACCAGCACGGUCAAUGUCGCAUUCGGCGGGAAGCCCAUAGAGCAGGGUGAUGAGGACUCUGUGCCAUAUUUCCCACUGGAGAAGCACAUGGACCACUACUCCCGAACCAAAGCCAUCGCCGACCAGUUGAUCCUCAUGGCCAAUGGGACACCUCUCCUAGGAGGAGGCACUCUGCGGACGUGUGUGCUUCGGCCCCCAGGGAUCUACGGCCCCGAAGAGCAGAGGCACCUGCCCCGCGUGGCGAACCAUGUCAAGAAGAGGCUAUUCAUGUUCCGAUUUGGGGACCGCAGGACACGGAUGAACUGGGUCCACGUGCACAAUCUGGUGCAGGCACACGUGCUGGCGGCCGAGGCCCUCACCGCCGCCAAGGGCUACGUGGCCAGUGGACAGGCCUACUACAUCAAUGAUGGGGAGAGCGUCAACCUCUUCGAAUGGAUGGCCCCGCUGUUUGAGAAGCUGGGGUACAGCCAGCCCUGGAUCCAGGUGCCUACUUCCUGGGUUUACCUGUCAGCCACGGUGAUGGAGUGUUUGCAUCUGGCCCUGAGGCCCAUCUGCAGCCUCCCACCGCUGCUCACCCGGAGUGAGGUGCGCAGCGUGGCCGUGACGCACACCUUCCAGAUCGCCAAGGCCCGCGCCCAGCUUGGCUACGCGCCGGACAAGUUCAGCUUCGCGGACGCCGUGGAGCUGUACGUGCAGUCCACGACCGCGCGGCCCCGCGGAUCCGCGGCGCCGACGCUCCUGCGGCUGCUGCUCGGGCUGCUGCUGCUGCUCGGCCUGCUCGCCCUGGCCCUGCACUUCCUAGGCCUGCAGCCGUCCGUCGUCUGACCAUCGCCGCCGGCCUGUCCCUGCCCCUGCUUCACCUCCCGGACUCGGACCCUACCCUGCUGUGCUCUCCAGACUUGGGCCCGCCCUUGAAUCCUGGGGUUGUCCCCACCCCGCCCUCUCGCCCCUUUCCCACCCUCCGUGUCUUGGUCCGGCCUGGCCUGGGUCUUGGUCUCCCUCUGGCCUGGCCGGGAGGCCGACGAGGUCUUAAUUUCCCAGACUGCACCGCCUUGCAGACCUUCUCCCUUCUCUUGCCCGGGCUUGGCCCACCCCGGUUCUCCCCUCCUCUGGUUCCGCCCUCUUUCCGGCUCUACUCACAUCCCUUUGGUUUCUCCUUCGGGAAUUGGCCUUACUCCUCCCUCUGGGUCGUGUCCCUCCCUUCUCCUACUUUUGAUUAGGCCCUAGCCCCGCCCCUCCAGCCUGGCUCCACCUCCUCUCCAGCCACACCUCCUAGGUGAGUCCUUGGGGCCGGCCUGCAGCGGCUCGUGCAGGCUGGCCUGACCUUUGCAAGUUUUCGCUGUCUGCUAUUACUCCUCUAGGGCCUGGGACUCUCCUCGCUGCCCGAGCUUCCCUGGGCUUGUCCUGAGAUCGUCUGCGGAUCUUGAAUUAGACCUACUCGUUCUAGGAGCA
Messenger RNA from Camelus dromedarius (Arabian camel), 2712 nucleotides. It is a transcript of the gene SDR42E2, whose product is annotated as short chain dehydrogenase/reductase family 42E, member 2. Gene Ontology annotation, biological process: steroid biosynthetic process. Gene Ontology annotation, molecular function: 3-beta-hydroxy-Delta5-steroid dehydrogenase (NAD+) activity. NCBI's taxonomy places the organism in Eukaryota, Metazoa, Chordata, Mammalia, Artiodactyla, Camelidae. The transcript is spliced from 13 exons. The record is from RefSeq and is a predicted model, not a curated record. The coding region runs from base 1 to 2085 and encodes 694 amino acids.